AUGAACCAAGAGAAUCAAAACAAUAAAAAUGGAAAUGAUAACCAAGUUUCACAAGUAAAUGAUAAUGAUCACUCUGACUUUGGAGUGAAACCACCAGUGAUCAUUCCACAAAGUAACCGGACUGAAUUUACCAAACACUUCCAGAGUUACAAUAGUCGUUUGUUCCAUGUUCCCUACUGUUAUUUCCUACCAAACGAUGCAAAACAAGUAGCUCAAGCUUUGAAAUAUGCCCGUCACCAUGGUCGUCGUGUCACCAUAAAAUCUGGAGGCCACUCUUGCGAAGCAUUGUCAUCGGCUGAUAACACCGUUGUCAUUGAUAUGUCAAAAAUGAAGUCAGCACAACUAGACUUACUUACUCGUCAGAUAACAGUAGGGUCUGGUGUAAAUUGGAUUGAGUUUUACAACAAGACAGCUCCACAUGGAUUGGCAACAGCCGGUGGUUCCUGUCCAACUGUCAACGUUGGUGGACUGAUUGGGGGUGGCGGAGCGAACUACUUGUCGCCGCGUUAUGGAUACGCCUGUGAUAAUGUAGUAUCAAUGACUAUAGUCACAGCGGAUGGACGUAUUCGUCAUUGUUCAGCACAUCACCAUAGCGAUCUUUUUUGGGCUAUGCGUGGUGGAGGACAUGGAGGUCUCGGCGUAAUGGUGGAUGCUACUCUCCAACUUCAUCCAAUAGAACCAAAACUCUACAUAAAUAGUAUUACCAUUCGGUUUGAUGUGCUCCAACAAGCAUUGUUGUUUAUUGAUGAAUACUCGAGAAUCAUGGACCAAAUGAUCUACCUGAAUGUGCAUGCUGGAAUGAAGCUAGCAAUUGGACCAUCCUCCGGAUAUGUUCGUUGCAACUUCCUAUACAAUGGUGAUCCAACAGUUGGUGACACAGAGUUUAGAAAAUUCUUUGGUAAAUUCCAAUCGGCGGUACCAAGUAUUACCACUAAUUUUAAUGCAACACCAAUUAGUAUCCUUCAGAUUCUUGCUAGUGGGCCAGAUACACCGAUUGCUCGUUCCUACACUCGUGGCAGAAUAAUGGAUAAUUGGACUGGAUUAAUGGCAGACCUCUUGGUAUCUAUGUUUGAAAAUAGCACUGUGCCAACUAUGACCAACAACACUGACAUCACAGCCAAUAUUUUCUUUGAAAUGUAUUUUCAUGGUGGAGAAAUGCAGGCCAAACCUAGAAACUACAAUGCUUUCGUACAUCGUUCUGCGCAAUGGUCGACGUCCAUUUCACUCAACUAUCAACUACCAGCCAACGAUGAAAAAGCUACAACUCAUCAAAUUUAA
Heterostelium album PN500 is the source of this 1278-nucleotide messenger RNA. Its product is annotated as FAD-binding oxidoreductase. The transcript is spliced from 3 exons. NCBI's taxonomy places the organism in Eukaryota, Evosea, Eumycetozoa, Acytosteliales, Acytosteliaceae. The record is from RefSeq and is a predicted model, not a curated record. The coding region runs from base 1 to 1278 and encodes 425 amino acids. Gene Ontology annotation, molecular function: FAD binding.